Messenger RNA from Elaeis guineensis (African oil palm), 2210 nucleotides. RefSeq names its product short-chain dehydrogenase TIC 32 B, chloroplastic. The record is from RefSeq and is a predicted model, not a curated record. NCBI's taxonomy places the organism in Eukaryota, Viridiplantae, Streptophyta, Magnoliopsida, Arecales, Arecaceae.
GCACCGGAUGGUAUUAAAUACAUUAAGCUUCAAAGAAAGAGAAAAGAUAAAGGAGUGGCGUUUUAAGAAGGGAAUGCUGGGAACGGUGAGGUAUCUGCUGGGCUCGGCCGGACCCAGCGGCUACGGGUCCAAGUCGACGGCGGAGGACGUCACAGAAGCUUGCCCGGACCUCCGCUCUAUUACUGCCGUCAUCACCGGGGCGACGUCGGGGAUCGGGGCGGAGACGGCGAGGGUGCUGGCGAAGCGCGGGGCGAGGCUGGUGCUGCCGGCGAGGAGCCUCAAGGCGGCGGAGGAGGCCAAGGCUCGGAUUGUUGCUGAGUGCCCCGAUGCAGAGAUCAUCGUCCUCCCUCUCGACCUCAGCUCGCUCUCCUCCGUUCGAUGCUUCGUCUCACGCUUCCUCGCCCUCCAACUCCCUCUCAACCUCCUCAUAAAUAAUGCGGGAAAGUAUUCCUACAAGUUUGCAAUAUCGGAGGAUGGGAUCGAGAUGACCUUUGCCACCAACUAUUUAGGGCAUUUUUUGUUGACGAAGCUGCUGAUGGAAAAGAUGGUGGAGACGGCGAUGGUGACGGGAAUCGAUGGCCGCAUCGUGAACGUGUCGUCCACCAUCCACAGCUGGGUCGCUUCCGGUGACUGCCUCCGUUAUCUCGAUCUCGUCACCCGCAAGAAGAUCCCAUACAAUGCAACGAGAGCCUACGCUUUCUCCAAGCUCGCCAACGUCCUCCACACUAAAGAACUCGCCGAACGAUUAAAGAAAAUGGAAGCUAACGUGACGGCGAACGCCGUCCAUCCUGGCAUCGUCAGAACUCGGCUCACCCGUGACCACGACGGCUUCAUCGCCGAUCUGCUGUUCUUCCUCGCCUCCAAGCUUCUCAAAACCAUCCCCCAGGCUGCAGCGACGACGUGCUACGUAGCGACGCACCCGGGGAUGGCGGGGGUGACGGGGAAGUACUUCGCAGACUGCAACGAGGCGACGUCGUCGAAGUUGGCAUCCAACGGCGACGAGGCGUCGCAUCUGUGGCGCUGGUCGGAAGCCAUGACGGCCGAGAAGCCGCCGAAAGAUAUUGGCUCGGAUCGUCCGACACGACACGAGCAACGAUGUGACGCAUCGGGGACAAAAAGAAGGAUGGUGAGGCACACAGAGAUAUAAAGGCCAUCGUAGUAGUAGUAGUAGGCCUGGAGAAGGUUCUGAAGGCCUCGUUGGGUUGGAGACAGCGAAGGGACAGGAGCAGAUAAAUGCUCUGAGGAACUAAAAGCUUUUUGGUACCAAAAUCUUCAGGCUUUUGCCAGAGAUUUGGGGCAUGUCGGACUCCGUACGUGUAAUAGGCUUAACCAGUAACUUCCCCGUCUCUCUCUCUCUCUCUCUCAGGCUAAACAUAAAUAUAUUACUAUUACUAUAGUAAAGGAAUACAUAAGCUUAUAUAAAGGGUAGGCAAAUAUAUACAGUGUUUGGUAGUUGGAAGCAAUGUAUAGUUGUGGAGAAGGUGUUCUUUGUAAUUGCAUCCAUGAUAGCGUACUACCAUGUGUGGUGGUUUUAUUUUUCUCUUUUUUUCCACUAUUUUAGGUUAAGAGAGAUGCACGCUGUGGGGACCGGAUCUAGGCUAGGAUCUAGCUAGGUCCACACGGUCUACUUGUUUGAUUUAUUUUUAGUUAUUGAUGUAAGUGGAAUAUUUCUUAGACUUGAUGUGGAGAGACAUAAAAAAUGAAGACUUGGUCAUGCUUCAAAUCAUGGCAGCAGAAAAAUGGUAGUAUCUGAUCAACUCCGGUAUCAGGCAAAACGGAUCGGAGGAUAAGGUAAGGGAGGGAACAUAAGAAAAUAGAAAAGAUUAGAGUAAUGCAGCAGGAGACCCACUCAGGCCUACUUUAACUAAGUUAUUUCAUUAAAGAGGAUGUGUAUGUUAUGUUGAUAACUUGGAGAUGGAGAAUAAAUCCUUGUGUGAUUUUCGUUAGAUUGGUGAUCACCCAAGGAUGGUUGAGGAUACGAACUUUCUUGAAAAGAAAUAAAGAGGAAAAAUGGAUGGUAGUAUGAAUAAUGUGGUUGUGGUGAUGGAAAGAAAUAAUGGUUUGAGAUCUAAUUUUGUGUAUUUAGAGACUAUCAAUAGUAAUGUAUGAAGAGAUAUAUUCCUUCACCAUCAUAUCUCUACAUUAAUAGCUACUUAUGAAGAGGUGCAUCCUUCAACCAUUAUAUUUUUCUACAUUGGUUUUCUAUCUCA